CAAGGCCGAUAGAAUGUUAGCUUUCCUACGUAGCUACGCUGACGUAAACGGAAGCCAGCAUCACACUUUUUCAAGAUUUUUGACACAAGAAUUGUAACUUCCAACCGGAACUUACCACUGCAGUGUGUUCCAGAGAAACAGGUUCAACCAGCCAAUCGUUUGUUUUGAUUCAUUAUAACACCUGGAAGAUCUGAAGCACAGAGUUUGAGUCUAGCUGACGUGUUGUUUUAUAACGAAAUCCAGAUGGGUUAGUGGUUAGGACGUAUAGCAGGAUUUUGGAAGUAAUUAAUGAUGGAUAUGACCACCAUCAUCGUAGCCUCAGUUUUAGGAACACUAGCGGCGCUAGUGUCGAUGAGUGUGACAUUGUUCCUUUGCUACAUUUACUGCAGGAAGAUUGAGCACAAAAAGACAGCAAGAGAUGAACUAGAAUCACUGCAGUUUGGGAAAUCGCCACCUACAGGUCAAGCAGACGAAGUGAAAGAACUUUCAAGGCAUAACGUGGAGGACCGCAUUCAACAAGGAUUAAUACCAUCCCUGGUGGGACCCUCGGCAUCACAUCCAAUGCUCAUUACCGAAGAUGAGAAAGAGAACACUAGCACCACCAUCCAAGGACCAAUUUCAUUUCUCCACUCUCUUUUACCAUCAGCCGAGCAACAAGAGGAAGCUGCAGACCUCGCUAAUGCCAUGGCUGAACCAGACGAUCCAGCUGGACAAAUACAAUUUAGUCUGGAGUAUAACUUCUCUAAUUCUACCUUGGCCCUAAAGAUUAUACAAGGUAGAGACUUACCUGCCAAGGAUAUCAUAGGAACAAGCGAUCCCUAUGUGAAAGUGUAUCUCUUGCCAGAUAAGAAACACAAGUUGGAAACCAAAGUCAAGCAUAGGACUUUAAAUCCUCGUUGGAAUGAAACACUUUAUUUUGAGGGCUAUCCACUUUAUAAACUUCAGAAAUCCAUUCUCUAUCUACAUGUCUUCGACUAUGACCGCUUCACGCGAGACGAUCCUAUAGGUGAUGUUUAUUUGCCAUUAAGCCAAUUCGAUCUUACUCAGAAGCCAACAUUCUGGAAAUCCAUCAAACCGGCAGAAGACACAAAAUUAGGCGAGAUACUGGUGACACUCAUUUACAUCCCUAGAACAAGUGAGCUGUCCAUUUCUCUUAUCAAGGCAAGGAACUUGAAAGCUAAGGAUAUCAACGGGUCGUCAGAUCCAUACGUUAAGGUGUGGCUUCAUCGAGGAGACAAACGGGUGGAAAAAAAGAAAACUAAGAUCCAUAACCGGACAUUAAAUCCGGUGUUUAACGAAACCUUUCAGUUCAUCGUACCCUGGGAACACAUCCGGGAAACUUACCUGUCCGUAACGGUCAUGGACUUUGACACAAUUGGACGAAACGAGCAUAUUGGAAAGGUCAUCUUAUCCUCCAGGAGCGGGCCCACCGAGUCCAAACACUGGUGUGACAUGCUGGCUAAAGCCAGAACUGCCAUAUCGCAGUGGCACAGACUGAAAGCAUUGUGAAAGCUGGCUUACAAGUAACUAGCUUGGAAUUAGAAUAUAGACUUAUGGAUGUAACAGAUACAAUAGCGUCUUGUAGCUGUGUAAUCUUCAGUCAGUCCAGAGAAUUGGACUUGGUAUGGCAAGAGAAAAGCGUUUCAUCCGUGUGUAGUCGUCUCUGGAUGUAGGUGUUCCUGUUGUGAAACAUUUGUCGUACAGAUGUUAAUGUACUGUAAGUUUUACUGUACAUUGUUUUAAAACAGCAUUUCCAAAAUGGGAUCGUUUAUAGAUAGGUUCAGUAUUUUAAAACCGAAUGUUGUGGGGCAUAUAUGUAGAAUUAAUGGUUUUAAUUAGUGAUUUGCUGGGUGCUUUAUGUUCGAAAUCGUAGUUAUAUUAUAAAGGAACCAAACUUAGCACCUGAAAUAAUUGUUUUUUUAAUGAAUAUUUUAAGAAUCAAACUGAAAGAACGGAGAGACAUUUUUUAAGUAUCAGUUAAUUAUAAAUAUAUAUAAAUAAAGUUUAUGAAAAUAUUAACAUUAAUCUCUAUAGUUCAAUAUACUGAUUUUUGAAAUUUAGGUAAGAAAUAAAACUGCAAAAUUGAAAAUAUAGAAGAUGGAAUGUAAGCAUGAAAUUAUUGGAAAAUUUAAACGGUCAAUUAAAAGUAAUUGUCAAAAUGUAAAAGUGGUAAUAAACACAUAAACAUGUUAAAUUUUGAAGUUUUGCAGUAAAAAGCCUUCGAAAGAAAGAUUUUGACCACAUUAAUAGAUGUAUAAAUUGGGCGUGGUGAAAAAAAAAUGUCAUUUUGUUUAAUAAUCGAUUGCUAGUUACCGAGAUUCAAACACGCAAUGUUUUUAUUUCUAUGUGUAGAAAAAGUAAUAUUUUUACGUACAUUUGCUGCAGUGUAGUAAGAACAGAACACAUUUAACAAACCGUGUCAUACAUGUGCAUUUAUAUUAAUUAUAGCUAUUCUUUCAUUAUGGCCAAUUUGAAUUGGACAAAAAAAAUUGAGUAUCUAACAUUGUGAAAUUUUUUGAAUAUUUUAUUGUUCUGUCAGUUUGUAGGUCCUAAAGUAUCUGUAUUUAUUAAGGGUUUUAAAAAUUAAUUUUUUAUUGUAGUUAUUUUUUCAUAAUGGCCGAUUUGAACUGGGUAAAAAAAAAGGAACUUCAAUAUAUAUAUGAUUGUUCCGUCAUUUUGUAUGUCGUAAAACAUCCGUGUUUAUUAACAGUUUUAAAAAGUAAUUUUUUAUCAUAGGUAUUUUUUCAUAAUGCCCUAUUUGAAUUGGGCAAAAAACGUUGAGUAUCUAGCACUGUGAAUUUUUUUAAAUAUCUGAUUGUUCAGUCCGUUUGUAGAUCAUAAAAUAUUCGUAUUUAUUAAGGGUUUUAAGAAGUCCUUUUUCUAUUAUAGCUAUUCUUUCAUAAUGGUUAAUUUGAAUUGGACAAAAAAA
Limulus polyphemus (Atlantic horseshoe crab) is the source of this 2929-nucleotide messenger RNA. RefSeq names its product synaptotagmin-7-like. The transcript has 9 exons. Gene Ontology annotation, biological process: regulation of dopamine secretion; cellular response to calcium ion; vesicle fusion. Gene Ontology annotation, cellular component: axon; synapse; membrane. NCBI's taxonomy places the organism in Eukaryota, Metazoa, Arthropoda, Merostomata, Xiphosura, Limulidae. The record is from RefSeq and is a predicted model, not a curated record. The coding region runs from base 289 to 1509 and encodes 406 amino acids. Gene Ontology annotation, molecular function: clathrin binding; calcium ion binding; SNARE binding.